Molecule: messenger RNA, 1186 nt
Organism: Cyprinodon variegatus (sheepshead minnow)
Lineage: Eukaryota; Metazoa; Chordata; Actinopteri; Cyprinodontiformes; Cyprinodontidae
Gene: dnajb13
Product: DnaJ heat shock protein family (Hsp40) member B13
Exons: 8
Coding region: 117-1067 (316 amino acids)
Cellular component (GO): cytosol
Molecular function (GO): protein-folding chaperone binding
Source: RefSeq, a predicted model, not a curated record
UAAGCCGUUUCUGCUCGUUAGCUUGAUUUCUAUCCACCGGGUUUUGUUUGGUGUUUCUCCAGAUUUUAUCUUUGGACUGUUUUGGUUGGUUUUAUUUUAUUUGUUUUUUCUCCACCAUGAGCUGCGAUUACUACGAGACGCUAGAAAUAAACAGACACGCAACAGACGCGGAGAUUAAAAAGGCAUACCGACGCCUCGCGCUGAAGUUUCACCCGAGCAGAAAUGUAGAAGCUGGAAGCAGCGAGAGAUUCCUUCAGCUGGGGGAAGCCUAUGAUGUCCUGAGUGACCCUAGAAAAAAAGCAACCUAUGAUAAAUUUGGUGAGGUUGGACUCAGAGAUGGCAUCCCUUUAGAGUUGGCCAGUGGAGGAGCUUGGUCCUCCAGAUAUAUUUACCACGGCAACCCUGAGAAAACCUUCAGACAGUUCUUUGGAGACAACAACCCCUUUGCAGACUUUUACACUACAGAGUCCCACCUUGAGUUUGACUUCCUGCACACAGGAGUUGAGAAGACUCAAGAUUCUCCUAUAGAGAGAGAUCUUAACCUGUCGCUGGAUGAUCUCUUCCACGGAUGCAUAAAGAAGAUCAAGAUAUCUCGCAGGGUUAUGAACGAAGAUGGACAAACCUCCAGCAUCAAGGACAAGAUUCUGACUAUAGACGUAAAGCCUGGAUGGAGGGAAGGAACCAAGAUCAUUUUCCCUAGAGAAGGCGAUCAGGGACCAAACAGCAUUCCUGCAGAUAUUGUGUUCAUAGUGAGGGAGAAGAUUCAUCAUCUGUUCAAAAGACAGCACAACGACCUCAUCUAUAAGGCCAGGAUCUCUCUGGAGAUGCAGGCGUUGACCGGCUGUUCUGUGGAUGUGCAGACACUAGAUGGCAGGCUGCUCACCAUUCCUGUCAACGACAUCGUGCACCCUUCGUACAAAAAAGUGCUGAGUGGAGAGGGAAUGCCGCUGCCCAAGGAUCCUUCCCAGAGAGGAGACCUCAUCAUUGCCUUUGAUAUCUCAUUUCCAGAGAAGCUCUGCCCUGAAAACAAGCGUCUGAUCAAAAAAGCUCUAUGCAGCAGGAGCUGAAAGCAGUUUGAUUUAAUGUCACAAAAAGUGGAGUAAAAAAAGUUUUAUUAGGUUUGAGCUGAGAGAAAAAGGCAGCUGUGUUACAACAGCAGGAACACUUCAGUUAUUAUAAUAAAGUU